AUGAACAAGUAUUUUAAAAACUUUAUAGUAUGCUCAGACAUUGAUCAAUAUUGCUUGCUAUGCAAGGAAACGUUUCAACUUAUACAGGAUAUUGAAAAACAUAUACGAUGGGAACAACAUAGAAAAAAUCUCAAAUCUCAAACACCUAUGGCGAAAUUUGCUAAAGAGGAUAUUCAUAAGAUUGAAAACAUAUAUUAUUGUGAAAUAUGUAAUAAAAUACUGCCGAAUAUAACUUCAGUAAAAGAACAUGUCAAGAGCGAAAAACACGUAUUUCUUAAAACCAAUCCCGACCCUCAACCAAAGAAACCUGCCGGGUUGUAUCAAUCUGGCUAUGUCUUAGUUGGGCAAGUCAUUUUAAGUAAAGCCCAGUGGCAUUCUAUUGUAGAUAACAAAUGUCAGAUUUGUAAUGUUUAUGUAAAUAAUGUUUAUGAGCAUGUGAAGCUGGAAGAACACAUGCUCAAGUUCUUGCAGUGUGAAACCAAAUAUUCUGAUAAUCAGUUUUAUAGAAAGAAGUCGUGUCAACUUUGUCGUGUAAAAUUUGGAAAUACCGUUGACUCCGGUGUCACCCACCGGGCCACGCUCACUUCUGUACAAGCUCCCUUUAGCCACACUCCUGCGGCCGCGCCCACGCCAGACUUAUCAGAUCUAUUGAAGAUGAUGGUGGCUGUACAAAAUAGGCAAGACCAGCUUGAUAGAAAGAAUGCAGGAGAUAAAUGCAAUGGGAUCGGGUUGGAAAAUGGUCUACAGGCGAUCGAAAAUAUGAAACCAGAAACUACCGGUGUUCAAAUUCAAACUGCUGCGCGCUGGUUUGGCCAUAAGAGUAUAAUCCGAAGUAAUCUGAACCGUAGAAAAGAGACCAUUAAUGAAGAUAAAUACCACUGUUGGGCUUGUAAGGCCAUAUACUCAGCCGUGGGUUAUGAAGAACAUUUAGAAGACUGCGAAAAUAAAGAUGAAGUGGAGGUUCAAGAACUAAAUGUUUCUAAAACUGGUACCAAAACUACUACUGAUACUACUACUGAUCCUGCUGUUGAUCCUGCUGUUGAUCCUGCUGUUGAUCCUGCUAUUGAUCCUGCUGUUGAUCCUGCUGUUCAUCCUGCCGUUGAUCCUGCUAUUGAUCCUGCUGCUUAUCCUGCUGUUGAUCCUGCUGCUGAUCCGGUUGCUGAUUCUGCUGCUGUUCCUACUAUUGAUCCUAUGGCUGUUGUUAAGCAAUUGUCCGAUACCUUAGCUCUUCAUGAGGAAAUAGAACGUAAUCUUCUUACGGCAUUCGCAGAAUUCUUUAAUGUGGAUGAGAUAACCAAGAUGGCGCUAUGCAAAUUUUGUAGUGCAACUGUUACCCAUAAUUUUGAAUCGGUGAUAGUCCAUAUAAAAGAAAACCAUAAUGAAAGGGCAGAGGGCACCAAGAUGGAGGUUCUUGCUGAUUUGUUAAAUGAAUGUAAAAUGAGAGAGAUGAGAAAAGAGUUUGAUAAUGGUAAGAAAAGAUCAGAUUUGUCAAAAUAUGGUAAGGCCAACCAUAUCAAAUUGAACUACAAUGGUACCAAAGGAUACUGCCAGAUAUGUGAUAAAUAUUUGUCUGCAAGCAUGGUUGUCUUUGAAGAACAUUUAAAAGGAUUAAUUCACACGGGUCACCUUGAGUUGCUAGGGCUAAAGGAACCCGAUACUGCAAGAGUUCUUGUAGAAUAUACCUUAGAAAGUAUCAUGACCUAUGUUAAAAAUCUGCAAUAUGCACCAAAAACUCACACAGUUCUGAUAAAUAAUGAAUUCUAUAUCAAUAUGAAUCAUUUUCUGCUUGUCUCUCCAAUUCAAAAUGAUCCACAUUAUGUAAAAACCAAAUGUUAUGUGUGUAAUGAGCUUUUUGAGCAAGGAACAGAAGCUGAACAUUGCAUAAAAAUAUCUCACAAAGAUCAUUUUAUUGCCUCAUUGAUAAUACCAAAACCAGAGGAAUUUGUUAGAAUGAUUCGGCCUAAUCUCUUCCAUUGUGGUUUUUGCAACUCCACCUUGCCUUUUUCCAAAGGCUUAGAGAUCCAUCUACAGAGUACGAAGCACAAGAAUUUGAGAGCCGCCAAUACUGUGAUAACACCAGAUACGGAUCUAGGCAAUAUCGCACUACAAACUGUUGAAGCAACAACCUUGACUGCUGAUCAAUAUUCGGAUUUGUUACAAAAUUUUUGUGACUCUACCAGGUUUUAG
This is a messenger RNA of Arctia plantaginis, 2187 nucleotides long. The record is from the annotation of a GenBank genome assembly. Lineage: Eukaryota; Metazoa; Arthropoda; Insecta; Lepidoptera; Erebidae.